UGACUGUAUCUUUCUCCAAUUCCUCUAUUUCCAGUAAAUCAUAAUCAGGUAAUACCUGACAAGCUGGCUUACCAGAAAUGGACUUGCAUCUACACCAACACUUGGUUCAAGCUCUAGAGCUUCUCUUUCUACUCUCUAUUCUCCAUUCUCUCUUUCUUUUUCCUUUCGCUUCUUCUGAAAUUUUCUUUGAAGAGCGCUUUGAAGAUGGGUGGAAGGAUCGGUGGGUGUUAUCGGACUGGAAGAGAAGUGAAGGAAAAGCUGGUACGUUUAAACACACAGCUGGGAAAUGGCCUGGAGAUCCUGAUGAUAAAGGUAUUCAGACAUACAAUGAUGCUAAGCAUUUUGCCAUAUCUGCAAAGAUACCAGAAUUCAGCAACAAGGAUAGGACUCUAGUUGUCCAGUUCUCUAUUAAAUUUGAGCAGGACAUCGAAUGUGGUGGUGGUUACAUUAAACUUCUUUCUGGUUAUGUAAAUCAGAAGAAAUUUGGUGGUGAUACUCCAUACAGUUUUAUGUUUGGACCUGAUAUUUGCGGCACACAGACGAAAAAGCUCCAUGUUAUACUCUCUUACCAGGGACAGAAUUAUCCCAUAAAAAAGGAUAUACAGUGCGAAACUGAUAAGCUCACUCAUUUCUAUACCUUUAUACUUGGGCCUGAUGCAUCUUAUACUAUCUUAAUUGAUAAUCGAGAAAGAGAAUCUGGAAGCGUGUACACAGAUUGGGAUAUACUUCCUCCAAGGAAAAUCAAAGACACGAAAGCAAAGAAGCCAGCAGACUGGGAUGAUAGAGAAUAUAUUGAUGAUCCUGAUGAUGUCAAACCAGAGGGAUAUGAUUCUAUUCCAGCUGAGAUUCCUGAUCCUAAGGCUAAAGAGCCUGAUAACUGGGAUGAAGAGGAGGAUGGGAUAUGGAAGCCACCCAAGAUACCAAAUCCAAAAUACAAAGGACCAUGGAAAAGAAAGAAAAUAAGGAACCCCAACUACAAGGGGAAGUGGAAGACUCCAUGGAUUGAUAAUCCAGAGUUCGAAGAUGAUCCUGACCUUUAUGUGCUGAAGCCUAUAAAAUAUGUUGGUAUAGAAGUAUGGCAGGUGAAGGCUGGUUCAAUUUUUGACAAUAUAUUGAUUUGUGAUAACCCAAAAUAUGCAAGACAAAUUGUACAAGAUUUCUGGGCCAAUAAUAGAGAGCUCGAAAAAGAGGCCUUUGAGGAAGCAGAGAAAGUGAGGAGAGCCCGUGAAGAACAGGAAGCUCAAAGAGCACGAGAGGAAGGUGAGAGGAGGAGGAAAGAAAGGGGGCAUCGAGAGAGGAAGCAUCGUAGAAGGUAUGAUCCUCACUACGAAGACGAUUACCAUGAUGAAUUUUGAAGUAAUGAGGGUGCUUACACUGUAUCUUGCAAUUUUAGAAAAAAAAAAAAAAAAUUUCUUUAUGUGAAAAUGAAAGUACGUCUUGUAAUAUGAUCUGGUUGUAUAGAUGAUGUUGUUGUAAUAUUCAAAGUCAAAACCCCAUUUAAUUUCCCAAAGUUGACUUUCUGAUGGACUCCAUUAACAGUGAACUGGAUGGACAGUUUUGAGGUUGAAUCAAUAAAUUCUAAGCUUUGAAUA
Jatropha curcas is the source of this 1592-nucleotide messenger RNA. RefSeq names its product calreticulin-3. Gene Ontology annotation, cellular component: endoplasmic reticulum; endoplasmic reticulum membrane. The record is from RefSeq and is a predicted model, not a curated record. Gene Ontology annotation, molecular function: calcium ion binding. NCBI's taxonomy places the organism in Eukaryota, Viridiplantae, Streptophyta, Magnoliopsida, Malpighiales, Euphorbiaceae. Gene Ontology annotation, biological process: protein folding; ERAD pathway.